Messenger RNA from Suncus etruscus (white-toothed pygmy shrew), 1544 nucleotides. It is a transcript of the gene GDAP1, whose product is annotated as ganglioside induced differentiation associated protein 1. The record is from RefSeq and is a predicted model, not a curated record. The transcript has 6 exons. Gene Ontology annotation, biological process: mitochondrial fusion; mitochondrial fission. The coding region runs from base 83 to 1159 and encodes 358 amino acids. NCBI's taxonomy places the organism in Eukaryota, Metazoa, Chordata, Mammalia, Eulipotyphla, Soricidae. Gene Ontology annotation, cellular component: mitochondrial outer membrane.
UUCCUGGGCAGUGUGGGAGGGAGAAGCAGCCAAAGGGCUGACAGGUGCCAUCCUAGCUCGCUCGCUCUAAACCCCCCCUGAAAUGGCUCAGAGGCUGGACGAGAGGAGUGGGGGUGCCUCCCUGAAAGGAGAGGACAAGCCAGAUGUGGAGGUGAAGCUCAUUCUCUACCACUGGACGCAUUCCUUCAGCUCGCAAAAGGUGCGCUUGGUAAUUGCUGAAAAGGCAUUGAAGUGCGAGGAACAUGAUGUAAGUCUGCCCUUGAGUGAGCACAAUGAGCCUUGGUUUAUGCGUUUGAACUCAACUGGAGAAGUGCCUGUCCUUAUCCACGGGGAAAACAUUAUUUGUGAGGCCACCCAGAUCAUUGAUUAUCUUGAACAGACUUUCCUGGAUGAGAAAACACCCAGGCUAAUGCCUGAGAAAGGAAGUAUGUACUACCCACGGGUCCAGCACUACCGAGAGCUCUUGGACUCCUUGCCAAUGGAUGCUUAUACACAUGGCUGUAUUUUGCAUCCUGAACUAACUGUAGACUCCAUGAUCCCAGCCUAUGCAACAACAAGAAUUCGCAGUCAAAUUGGUAACACUGAGUCUGAACUGAAGAAACUCGCUGAAGAAAACCCAGAUUUGCAAGAGGCCUACAUUGCUAAGCAGAAGCGACUUAAAUCAAAACUGCUUGACCACGACAAUGUGAAAUACUUGAAGAAAAUUCUUGAUGAAUUGGAGAAGGUUUUGGAUCAAGUUGAAACUGAGUUACAGAGAAGAAAUGAAGAAACUCCAGAAGAGGGCCAGCAGCCCUGGCUCUGUGGAGAGUCCUUCACCCUGGCAGACAUUUCUCUUGCUGUCACAUUGCAUCGCCUGAAGUUCCUGGGGUUUGCGAGGAGAAACUGGGGAAAUGGAAAGCGACCGAACUUGGAAACCUAUUACGAGCGUGUCUUGAAGAGGAAAACAUUUAACAAAGUUUUAAGACAUGUCAACAAUAUAUUAAUCUCUGCGGUGCUGCCAACUGCAUUCCGGGUGGCCAAGAAAAGGGCCCCGAAAGUUCUUGGCACCACCUUUGUGGUUGGUGUGCUUGCAGGAAUGGCAUAUUUUGCUUUUAUGCUUUUCAGAAAGAGACUUGGCAGCAUGCUAUUAGCAGUCAGACCCAGACCAAAUUAUUUCUAGGGUUAUAUAGACCUAGUGGUGGUAGUUCAUCCAACCAUUCUGCUCUAUUCCUUGUCUACUCUUCCAGGCCCAGUGAAGAAAUGAUCCUGGGCUGCUAUUUAAAAAAAAAAAAAAAGAAAAAGAAAACUAAUUUACUUUACUCUCUGAGUAGUUUAUGUGGAGAAGAGAGGCAGUGAAUAUGAUUUUGUGAGCUGGUGACUUAUUUGCAAGCUUGAACUCAUCCAUUCUUAAAUCAUGCACAAGGGCAAGGUCUGACUAGGUUGACAGGAAUGAAAAAAGUCUAACUCAACAUGCCAGCUUCAGGCCUGAGUGAUUUCAGGACAAAGGUAUUUGCAGACCUCAGUAGUCAACUGUGAUUUCUCAGAGUUCUUCAUUUGAGAUUAUC